This is a messenger RNA of Vespa mandarinia (Asian giant hornet), 3021 nucleotides long. Its product is annotated as patched domain-containing protein 3. The record is from RefSeq and is a predicted model, not a curated record. Gene Ontology annotation, cellular component: membrane. Lineage: Eukaryota; Metazoa; Arthropoda; Insecta; Hymenoptera; Vespidae.
UGCCCUUCGGGGUAGAGUAACGUCCAUAGGAAUGAAACGAGAGAAAGAGAAGAAGAAGAGAGACCAACGCGAGUUAUAUAAUUGUAGUAGAUUACUUCCAUCGUUCGUCACAUGCAUGCCAUCGUGCUCGUAUGCCACGUUAGAACUUGCGUUGUUCUUCAGUCAACAUUUGGACACGAAGAGUGACCGAGCCCCAACGAUCGGACGCCAUUAUGGAAAAUGAUUCAAAGAGUUCGACCGUAAAUGUAAUAUGGAAACGCUUGAAAGAAUCGAUUCUUAAUUUCCAAUUAAACUCCGAUCAAAUAUUUUAUCGAAUUGGCCUCAGUAUAGGAAAAAGACCAUGGAUUUGGCUACUCGUGUCCUUCAUCAUCAAUUGCAUAUGUUGUCCUGGAAUGAUAUUCUGGAAAGAAGAAGUCGACGAUUUAGAACUUUGUGUGCCAAUGAAUUCAGAAGUACGAGCAGAUGCAAUUUGGGUCCAAAAACAUUUUAGGGAUGAUCUCAGAUACGAAAGUAUCAUCAUUACUGCACCGAACAUUUUGGAACCGGAAGUGUUGCAAUCGAUCAGUGAAAUCGAGAACACAGUGAAAAAUAUAGUGGUGAACAAUUAUACAUGGAAGGAUGUAUGCGCUAGUUUUUUAACGUGGUUCGAGGAAGAUGAAAAUUCGCUGCUUGAAGAUACACAAAGUUUCGAGUUUUCCGACGAGAUUAUGCAGAAUUUGAACAACACCAUGUUGAAGGAUGGAUGUAUAUAUCAAUCUCUUUUAAAACUCUGGCAAGGAGAGGAUAUAUCAGCGUUAACGAAAGAAAAAAUAUUAAAAGAUGUCACGAAGGCAAUAAGAGAUAAAUCUAGAAACCACAUACUGCAUAAUAUCGUACCGCUGUUAUCGGAUAUCGAAUAUGACGAAAUGAAUAACGUGAAGUCUGCAAAAGCAACAAUAUUGAAUUGGAUGCUGAAAAAAUCAAAUCCACAUUCUUCCGAAUGGGAAUUGCAAUUUAUUGAGCGUGUUCUCCAUGGAAAUCAUAGUCUACCUUCGGGAAUGGAGAUUUAUGCGGUUUCCUCAAGGAGCUUUCAAGAUGUCUUACAUGAAGUGAUGAUAAACAAUAUGCCGAUACUAUGUUGUGGAUUAUCAUUGAUCACUAUUUAUGUAUUAUCCAUGAUCGGUAGAUGCAAUGUAAUCGAACAAAGAUUGUACCUUUCCCUUAUGGGUGUUUCUGUUGUUGGUCAAGCGUUGAUAUCCUCUUACGGAGUAUGCUAUUACUUAGGAUAUUUUUACGGCCCGUUACAUCGUGUAUUACCGUUUCUUUUACUUGGUAUUGGUGUUGACGACAUGUUUGUUAUAAUGCAUAGUCUUCAGAUGCAAACUGAGAGCGACAAAGCUUUAGAGAUUCCUCUGCGUAUUGCCAAAGUUGUUCAACACGCAGGCAUGUCCAUUACUGUGACAUCUUUCACGAAUCUAGUUGCUUUUGGAAUUGGCAUGACGACAAUGAUGCCAUUUCUCAAAUCAUUUUGUAUGUUUGCGACUAUGGGAAUAUUAUUUCUAUAUAUAUUCGAAUUGACCUUUUUUGUUAGUUGCUUGGUAUAUGAUGAGAGACGACUUGAAGGUAAAAGGGAUGGCUGCUGUUGUCGGCCCAGAUCCGAAUGGAAACCGAAUGACUGCAGCAAAAAAAAUUUGCAACAAAUUAUUUUCGAGAAUUAUAUCGGACCGUUCCUAAUGAAAACAUAUGUUAAAGUCGCCGUGAUAGCUAUCACAGUGUGCCUCGUAUGCGUCAACAUUUGGGGUAUAUUUCAGUUGAAGCAAGACUUCGACCCACUCUUGUACUUAAAUCAAGACUCUUAUCCGAUACGCUUUAACGAAAAGUUAAAGGAACAUUUUCCCGCAUAUGGUAAACACGGUGCCGUUUAUAUGACUGACGUAGACUAUUAUGAAGAUCAUGAUUCUUUACUUCAAUUGGUCGAUGCUUUAAAAAAUAAUUCUUUUAUUAACAAUCAUUCUUUGGAUCCAUGGUUUGUGGCAUAUGAUAAGUGGUUAAAUAAUACCAAUAAAGGACAUGAUAUUGAGAGUAAAGAUGAAUACUAUGGUUUCCUUAUGGAAUAUCUAUUGUUAACUACGGAAGGUCAAGCAUAUAUAAAAGAUAUUAUAUUUGACAAAUUACCCAUUGGUGAUUACAACAUAACGACCUCCAGAAUUCCAAUACAGCAUGUACUUGUUAAUAGAACGUUAGAUCAAAUAAAAGCAAUGCAAUCUAUGAGUGAAUUAGUAAAAGUUACUAAUUUAUCUCAGGAUCAUUCUCAUGUAGUGAUAUAUUCUCCGGAGUACAUAUCAUGGACAGCUAACAAGAUAAUUGGAGAAGAAUUAGUCAGAAACUUGAGUUUAGCAAUAGUAUCUAUUGGAUUAGUAACAAUACUUCUAUUGAGAAAUUUAGUAGCGUCAUUUUGGGUCAUUAGUUGUGUAAUAUUUACACUAAUUGAUCUUUUAGGUUCUAUGCACUUUUUAGGCUUGAUCGUUGAAAUUUCAUCUAGUAUUCUUGUUCUUCUUUGUAUUGGAUUAGCAGUAGAUUAUGCUUCACAUGUUGGAUUAGAAUUUAUAAGAAGAAAGGGUUCUAAAGAUGAACGGGCUAUUACAACAUUGAAGAUUAUUGGGCCACCUGUUUUUAAUGGAGGCUUUAGUACUUUUCUUGCGUUUAUUUUACUAGCUUCUAGUAAAGCAUAUCUCUUCAGUGCCUUCUUCAAAUUAUUUACUGCUGUGGUAGCAUUCGGAUUAUUUCAUGGAUUGUUAUUUUUACCCAUUAUUUUAAGUUUAUUGGGACCUAACGAAACAAAAACAUCAUAUAAUACUCCAAAAGAAUGCGAUGUAAAAGAAAAUAAUGGGUAUUACACUGUCCAUUUACCAAACAAAGCAGAAGAUGCAGGAGGCGGGCGUGAAAAUUAAGUGAUCCAAUUAUUGUAAAGACUGAAUAAAUAAGAAAUUGACUAUAAGAAACUUUGAUGCAAGAAAAAUAAUAAAAGUAUACUACAAUAAA